GUUGUAGAUUUGACAAUUAUACGUAAGGAUGUUCAAUGCCCUAUUUGCCUAGGCAUCAUUCGGAAGACAAAAGCUGUAAUGGAAUGCAUGCAUCGCUUCUGCAGAGACUGCAUAGAGAAAUCCAUGCGCCUUGGUAACAAUGAAUGCCCUGCUUGCCGCACACAUUGUUCAAGCAGGCGCUCACUGAGGGAUGACCCUAACUUUGAUGCCUUGAUUGCUAUUCUCUAUCCAGAUAUUGAAAAGUACGAGCAAGAGGCGGUUUUUGUCUUUUAUAAGACUAUGCAAAAAGCCUAUAAUAAGACUCUUCAACGACAAACAGAAGCACUGGGAAAGAAACGUCCUAGUGCAGCCAUUGUGAAGAAGGCAAAACGUAACUUAAGAAGUUCAAAUCUGAGGAAGAGAAGAAGAAAUUUCGGACAUGCAGUUGAAAUUCCCGGACCCAGUACUGGGAAUGAGAAUGAUGAGACAAGGGUCUUGUGUCCUAUUGUUGAUGAGUCAGAAACAAUACCAGAAAGUGGAGAAGAUGAACAUGUUCCUCAAAAUGUAGAAAGUACUGAUGUUGUAGUUGCAGAUGGAGAUAGUCAAGAAAAUGUUGCUGAUUCUGAUCAGAAGAUUAAAGAUAUCAUUAGCUCAUCUUCUACACUUGUGUGGGGAAAAAAUGGCCAAAGGAGUAACAUCCGAGCCAAUGGUAAGAAUAAUGCUGCUGCAGCCAGAAACAAACGCCUCUCUAAAUUAAUUGAUCAUCUCUGCAGCUCAGAACAAAAUGAUGAUGAGUUGGACAUCUUUAUCAAGCUUGUCUCUUUUGAAGAGAAAAGAGUCCCAAAUUUGCAAAGGCCAUACCUUAGUUGCAGGCCUACACUGUCAAUCAAGCAACUGUGCCAGUAUGUUGCAUAUCAAACCUCACUGCAGACUGAAGAAGUUGAAUUGUACUUGGUAAAUGAGUGUCAAGCAAACAUUAUAAGAGAUGAAGGCAAGCUUGAUUCACACAAUAAUAAAUCUCAAUUUCUCGUAAAUGAGGAAGAAACUUUGGGUGAACUCAAAGUAGAUAAUUUCAGCCGUGGCUACCUGGUUAUAGCUUAUAAGAGGAAGAUGUGGAACUUAAACAUAGUGUUGCCUUGA
Molecule: messenger RNA, 1119 nt
Organism: Gastrolobium bilobum
Lineage: Eukaryota; Viridiplantae; Streptophyta; Magnoliopsida; Fabales; Fabaceae
Product: putative E3 ubiquitin-protein ligase RING1b
Exons: 7
Coding region: 79-1119 (346 amino acids)
Source: RefSeq, a predicted model, not a curated record